AUGGCUCCUACUGCGAUCUCGCGAGUUGCUGGUUUUCUCGGAAUUACAUCCCUCAACGCAACAGGACGAGAUGCUUAUAUCAUCAUAUCGCUGCGUUCCCUACGCAUGUUCACGGCCGGCAUACCGAGUCUUAUUCUAGCCCUCUUCUUCUCCUCGCUGAAGUUUCCCGAUGGGAGGAUUGGAGUCUUCAUGACUUUGACACUGCUUGGAGAUGUCUUGCUUUCGUUGCUACUUACCCUUGUGGCGGACAAGCUUGGCCGGAGACGAAUUUUAUUCAUGGGAAGUGUGAUGAUGGCUGGCUCAGGCGUCGCAUUCGCGCUUUCAGAAAACUUCUGGAUUCUGCUCCUCGCUGCCGUAUUCGGCAUUAUAUCUGUCACUGGUGCCGACUGCGGUCCAUUCAGGGCUGUUGAAGAGAGCAUACUAAGUGGAUUGACGGAUGACAAGACCCGAAGCGAUGUAUUGGCUUGGUAUGUUACAGCGACAACAAUGGCAGGAGCAAUUGGAGCAGAGGUCGCCGGAAGAACGGUACAUGCACUCGAGAAGCACAGCGGAAAUGUGACCAAGGCAUAUCAUACCUUGUUCUGGGGAUACGCAGCCUUUGGUGUCCUCGGAAGCAUUCUGUGCCUGUGUCUGAGCAACAGAUGUGAAGUUGCCGGUGAAAAGCAUGCAGAAAUGAAUGAACGAGGACGAGGUGGACAUGACGAGGAAGAAGAAGAGGUACUUCUGGAAGCCAUGACUCCCAGCACCACCGACGGGUUUGAGGAAGAUCGCAACAAUAUAGGAAGACAGGCCAACCCGAGAGUCGCACCAUCCGCGAAGAAAGCAAGUUACUUCAGUCAGAUAUCGAAGCCUACUCGAUCGAUCAUGUUCAGGCUUUGGAUUCUUCUGGCCAUUGAUAGCUUGGCAGAUGGUAUGACUCCUUACUCGCUAAUGAACUACUACGUCGAGCAGAAGUUCCACGUCCCUAAGACGACACUCGGAGACAUUACAUCAGCCUCGCAAUUCCUCUGCGCUGUCGGUGCAAUCUUCGCCGGACCGCUGGCUAAACGUAUCGGUCUCAUCAAUACGAUGGUGUUCACACAUAUCCCAUCCUCACUUGCUAGUGCUUUCAUCCCGCUACCAUCGGGUGUUGGCUGGACAGUGGGCCUACUAUUAUUUCGAGCUGCACUAAACAGUAUGGAUCAAGCCCCUCGUGCGGCCUUUAUCGCUGCAGUCGUAAAGCCAGAGGAGCGCACAGGUGUCAUGGGUAUUACGGGUAUGCUGCGUACGCUAGCGGCUAGCGCUGGACCAUCAAUCACCGGCUUCCUUUCUGGACACGACAACUUCUGGAUUGCGUUCUUGGCAAGCGGCGCUUGCAGAAUCACAUAUGACCUCGGACUGUGGGUGUUGUUCGUGAAUGUCAAGGUUAACAAAGAUGCUGGGAGAGAAGAUGAUGUUGAGAGUCUAGAUGACGAGGCCCUGGCUGGAUUGGUAAGCGAUACGGAUAGUGAUGAUGAGAGCGACGGAAGGAAGAGCAAGGAUAGCUCUUAG
Molecule: messenger RNA, 1530 nt
Organism: Pyrenophora tritici-repentis Pt-1C-BFP
Lineage: Eukaryota; Fungi; Ascomycota; Dothideomycetes; Pleosporales; Pleosporaceae
Product: major facilitator superfamily MFS-1
Biological process (GO): transmembrane transport
Cellular component (GO): fungal-type vacuole membrane
Molecular function (GO): transmembrane transporter activity
Source: RefSeq, a predicted model, not a curated record